UCCAGGGUUCUUUGUUUGUUCCUGAGUAGAUAUUUUACAAACACACACUCUUGCUCACUCUCUCUCUCUCCUUCUCGUUCUUGUUCUUCUUCUUCACUUUCUCUUUCUCUCUCAAUCACACAAGUAACAAUCCAAAAACCCAAACAGAAAAAACCAACAAGAGAGAUGGGGAAGCUUGUCUGCAACCACUAAAUUAAAGCCCCUUACCUUGGACAAUCACCUGAUAUUGUCUACCCUUCUGUAACUCUUCUUACAGGUCCAGAACUAAUGAUUUAAGGUGAUGGAAUUACACAUAUUGGUGCAUUUGGGUUGUUUAGAUUAUUAGAAUCACAAGCGUUUUAGGUUUGUUUGAUUUAAAAUGGCAACACGUUUACCUUGUUUCACAUUUUGUGAUACUAGAAAUUCACUGGGAGUUUCAGCUGUCCAUGGAGGUAGAUGUUUAACUGAUAAUCGUUUGGAUAGAGUUCACCUCUUGAAGAUGUUUGAUGAAAGUACUGGGAUUGUUUGCCAUGGACAGAAGUUUGCUUCAAAUUUCUCUGAUUUUAAAUGUAUGGCAAGUUCAAACAAUGUUAAUUCGCAUCAGAAUAAAGAUCAUUUCUUGAGUCUGCAUCCUGAGGUUUCGAUGCUCAGAGGAAGUGAGAGAAAUGACAAGGUCAGCAGUCCAACAAAAGAGAGUUCAGGUGUAAGUGUCACUGAUAGCUUAAUGGAUUCGUCUGUUUCAAAGAACUAUGGUGAAGCUAAGAUUAAAGUUAUUGGUGUUGGAGGUGGUGGUUCAAAUGCUGUUAACAGAAUGAUUGAGAGUUCGAUGGAAGGUGUGGAGUUUUGGAUUGUCAACACAGAUGUUCAAGCCAUGAGGAUGUCACCAGUUGUUCCAGGGAACCGAUUGCAAAUCGGUCAGGAGCUAACGAGGGGACUUGGCGCUGGUGGGAAUCCUGAUGUGGGUACAAAUUCUGCCAAGGAAAGCAAAGAAGUGAUAGAAGAAGCGGUCUAUGGUGCUGACAUGGUUUUCGUUACUGCUGGAAUGGGUGGCGGAACUGGCACAGGUGCUGCUCCAGUAAUUGCAGGCAUCGCAAAGGCAAUGGGUGUACUGACUGUCGGUAUUGUUACAACCCCUUUCUCCUUUGAGGGACGUAGACGGGCGGUUCAGGCACAAGAAGGAAUUGCCGCUUUGAGAGACAAUGUCGACACACUAAUUGUCAUCCCUAAUGACAAGCUGUUAACUGCUGUUUCCCAAUCUACCCCUGUAACUGAAGCUUUUAACUUGGCUGAUGAUAUACUUCGACAAGGAGUUCGUGGUAUUUCUGAUAUAAUUACGGUCCCAGGUCUCGUUAAUGUUGAUUUUGCUGAUGUUCGGGCUAUUAUGGCCAAUGCAGGCUCCUCUCUUAUGGGCAUAGGAACUGCAACAGGCAAGACAAGGGCAAGAGAUGCUGCGCUGAAUGCCAUCCAAUCACCUUUAUUGGACAUCGGCAUCGAAAGAGCGACCGGAAUUGUAUGGAACAUUACGGGAGGAAGUGAUUUAACUUUGUUUGAGGUAAAUGCUGCCGCGGAGGUGAUAUAUGACCUUGUAGAUCCAAGUGCAAACUUAAUAUUUGGAGCAGUGGUAGAUCCAUCACUUAGUGGUCAAGUCAGCAUAACUCUGAUAGCCACCGGAUUCAAACGCCAGGAGGAAACCGAAGGAAGAUCACUCCAGGGAAGUCAGCUAACACAAGGAGAUAAUAACCUCAGAUAUAACAGACGACCUUCUUCUUCCUUUACUGAAGGUGGAGUGGUGGAGAUUCCCGAGUUCUUAAAGAAGAAAGGCCGCUCAAGAUUUCCUAGGGAUUGAUGUACUUCGUUUUGUGUAAUAUAUUUUCAUUGGUCGUUUUAUGCUUCCCCACGUGCUUCUUUUUCAGUUGCUGACCAUGAGUUAUCUAAUGCAUAAUCCUGUUUAAAAGGAUCUCUCUGGAUCCAAGUUUGCAAUGAAAAAUGAAUUCGAUUGAUUUGGUGAAAGUUAUUUGGUUUA
Molecule: messenger RNA, 2002 nt
Organism: Papaver somniferum (opium poppy)
Lineage: Eukaryota; Viridiplantae; Streptophyta; Magnoliopsida; Ranunculales; Papaveraceae
Product: cell division protein FtsZ homolog 2-1, chloroplastic-like
Exons: 8
Coding region: 359-1825 (488 amino acids)
Biological process (GO): chloroplast fission
Cellular component (GO): cytoplasm; chloroplast
Molecular function (GO): GTPase activity; GTP binding
Source: RefSeq, a predicted model, not a curated record